Molecule: messenger RNA, 549 nt
Organism: Didymosphaeria variabile
Lineage: Eukaryota; Fungi; Ascomycota; Dothideomycetes; Pleosporales; Didymosphaeriaceae
Exons: 2
Coding region: 1-549 (182 amino acids)
Source: RefSeq, a predicted model, not a curated record
AUGCUUACCAUGGCGCCGUACAUUCGAGCCAUCGCGGCUCUUUCGCUCGUUUCUUCCUUCGUCAUCCAUACUGUCACUGCCGAGGGCAACUCUUCUUCCAUUGUCUCUGCUGUCACCGGUGUGGGAAACUCUUCUUCCAUUCUAUCUUCUUUCGCUACUGUGGGCAACUAUUCCGACGAUGUCAUCUCAGUCGACACGGCGUGGGACAACUACUUCCCGCCGUACGAGGGGACCUCAGACCCUGUCUUGAACGAUUUCUACGAUAAUUCCACCAUUGGGUUGGAUCUGACGAACACCACUGCGUUCUGGAGCCAGCCAGAGAUGUCGUUAAUGGCUGCGAAGGACUUCUACUUGAGAAUCAUGCCGCUUGGUGCCUCGAUCACGGAAGGCGUGCGCAGCAGUGAUGGUAACGGAUAUCGCAAGUACAUCCGCGACCAGUUGCGUUGGAAAGGCUGGAGGGUGAAUAUGGUCGGUUCUAAGCAGAACGGCAACAUGGCCGACAAAGACAACGAAGGUAUGACAGACUAUCGAAAAACGUCCAGGAAAUAA